Messenger RNA from Strongylocentrotus purpuratus (purple sea urchin), 2495 nucleotides. RefSeq names its product leucine-rich repeat-containing protein 69 (gene lrrc69). Lineage: Eukaryota; Metazoa; Echinodermata; Echinoidea; Camarodonta; Strongylocentrotidae. Gene Ontology annotation, molecular function: protein binding. The coding region runs from base 9 to 1097 and encodes 362 amino acids. The record is from RefSeq and is a predicted model, not a curated record. The transcript is spliced from 9 exons.
GCGUCAAAAUGGCUGACACUCUGGUUUUGAGAGCACUGAAAGGACAGCCUCAAACAUUGAAUCUUUCCAGUAAAAAUCUAAGUAAUGUACCCAAGGCGGUCGGAAAGCUGUAUAGACUUCAUAAUUUGCAACUUAAAAAUAAUAAAAUUGUCAAAUUGCCAAAAGAAUUCACUUCUUUAACGACGCUUGUUACACUCAACCUUGGAAAUAACUGCAUAGAAGAGAUACCAGAUGAACUCAGCUCUUUACACUCCUUAGAAGUUCUUCAUAUAUUCAACAACAAAAUACAGAAUGUUGAGUCCAAGAUUUUAGGAUGCUUGAGGCAUCUUAAAAUCUUAAACUUAAACAACAACCAAAUCAAAUCUCUUCCUAUUUCUAUGAACAAGUUAAUCAACCUUGAAUUCCUGAGUGUAGAUGGGAACCAACUGACAACACUCCCUGGAGAAAUCUGUGCUCUAAGUCAUAUGGUUGAGAUCCAUGCUGCUAAUAACCAACUGACCUCACUCCCCAUGGAGUUAGGAUUCCUGGUUAAACUGAAGAAGUUCCAUGUCCAGCAGAAUCGUAUCAAGGAGCUACCUGAAGGAAUGGGAAAGCUUCGCAAUCUUGAGGUCAUUGAUGUCGCAGCCAAUGAACUACGUAUCUUCCCAACGGAGUUACACAAAUUGCCCCUAAAGGAACUUUACUGUGAAGAGAAUCCCCUUCUGGACAAGAUCCCUGUUCAAUCUGUCCAAGAAGAUGAGGUUUUAACACUAAAGGAACUAACGGCGAGGUAUGUCAUGAAGCAGUUGAAAGACAGGCGUAGAUUGGUGAAAGUCGGUGGCCAGUUAUUUUAUGAAGAAAACCCAGCGUGGUCUUAUCUCCGUCGAGCUAUCAGACACUAUCCCAAUGUGCGUGACAUGCUUGCCCAAGCUAGUAAGUGUGCCCUCUGUGGUGAAUCCUUCCUCAACACCUGGCUGGAGUGUGUGUGCUUCGUAGAUGGCCAUAAGGAUUUGAAGUUGGGCAACUCUCCAGGCAAGAUCCCUAUCCGAGCUCUGCUCUGCUCUUACAAGUGCUUUAACCAACCAGGGCAUGGGUUUUAUGGUGUAGCAUUCCCUUGAAGCAAAAAAGAACUUUGGACACUUUGAAAAUGUUUAUCAUCAAUGGUAUGAUAAGAGAAAUAGCAGGAGAGACCUUGUCAAAUUGAAUUACCGGUAUGCACUUGCAGGAUGCAUCAGAUUGACACCUUUCUUCUGCCUUUUCCUGCUAGUGCUUCAAUGGAAAAUCCAAAAAACAUUGGUCUGCAUCAAGUGUGUUGACUUGGUUGAUUGGACACUGUAAGAAGGAAAUAAACCAUGGCUCGUGUGUAACAAAGCUGUAGACCUCUUCUCAUGUACAGGCUGGUUGAUUAGUUAUUGCUAAUUGGACAGCUUACGUACUUGUUCAACAAUGUCCUUAAUUCCAAACUGUAUGCGCUAAAAUGGCUUCGAGUUAAAUACCCCUUCUACUAUGCACAAGAACAACCUCUGUUCAACUUAAAGUUACUUUCCUAGCUCCGUAGUGAUACAUAUGGAUUUUCUCACUAAAAUCUUUGAUGAUUCAAAAUUUAUAUUUAUAUGUGCAAGAGUGUGCAAUAUAUCAACCUUUUUCGUACGGUAAAAUAGAUAUAUACACACAAAUCUCUUAGAUUUGCUUCCAAAUCAUUUUGUUUACAAGUACAUACAAAAUUUAAAACAAAAUAUCUCAUUUGUUUCCAAAUUGUUUUAUUUACAAAACAGGCUUCAAAACAUUGUUCAGAAUUCAUAUGACUUUCAAAAGAACUACCUUUAGUACAUGCCCAUCCUUUUAUGAGAGCAAUUUCUUUACAAAUACUUGAAAACGUGAAAAUUGGUGACUAUUCUACUGAGCCUAGUGGGGAAAGUUUUUUUUCGUACUGUACACAUCUAACUAGAUUCCGAUGUACUCCUGUGUAUGCUGAUGUAUAUACAACUACUUAGCUGAAUUGCUUGCUUCCGUAAAAACUGCCAAAAAGUGGACCAUAAAAUAACCACCAUGGGGCUGGAUAUGUAUGUUACCAAAGUAUAUUGUAGCACAUUCGUUGACAUUGAUUACAAGGGAGUAGUCAGAAAUGGUAUUGUACACGGAAUGCAUAUGUGCAUCACUUUGAACAAAGAGUUUACUGUACAGAGCUCAAUCUCUUCCAAUUCACUGCUGUACGAAGUACAAGUAUUUUUUUUGUAGCAAAUGCAGAAUACAAAGACUAUGCAAUUGGAACCAUCUACUGUAUUUCAUACGUGUCUUCAGUAUUCAUCGAAUCAAACAAAAGUAUUCAUGAAUUCCAUUCUUCCGAACUUUUCUAUUUAUGAGAAAUCUAACGUUAUGGAGUAAAUUAUACUAGAAUUACUUGUUGAGCAAAGUAUAUUUAUUUUGUAUAUACCCUGUUUAUUCAAUAAUGUAAAAUAUUAAGACAUUCAUUGUGAUAAGUUAUGAAAUAAAGAGGAAUCAAUUGUAUUCAUAUA